GUGGAGUCGGUGCUAAAGACAACGGUUGCCGCCCUGGUGGAGCUAAACACCGUCAAGAACCUGGUGGGGUCGGCAAUGGCGGGCGCGGUGGGCGGCAGCAACGCGCACGCGAGCAACAUUGUCACGGCGGUGCUUCUUGCCACAGGGCAGGACCCCGCGCAGAACGUCGAAACUGUGCUAAAGACAACGGUUGCCGCCCUGGUCGAGCUAAACACCGUCAAGAACCUGGUGGGGUCGGCCAUGGCGGGCGCAGUGGGCGGCAGCAACGCGCACGCGAGCAACAUCGUCACAGCGGUGUUUCUUGCAACGGGGCAGGACCCCGCUCAGAACGUGGAGAGCUCGCAGUGCCUCACGCUGCUGGAGGCCGCGAAUGGCGGGGCUGACCUGCACGCGUCUGUGACCCUACCCGCGAUUGAAGUCGGGACCGUCGGGGGAGGAACCUUCCUUGCACCACAGUGGGCAUCGCAGCCGGCGGCGAAUGCGCAGCAGCUGGCACGGGUGGUGGUGGCAGCAGUGCUGGCGGGGGAGCUCUCUCUCUGCUCCGCCCUUUCUUUAAUGACUCAACCAGGGGCGAAUGCGCAGCAGCUGGCACGGGUUGUGGCCGCAGCCUUGCUGGCGGGGGAGCUCUCUCUCUGCUCCGCUCUCUCCUUUAUUGUCUUCCCCGUGCCCCCAUCCCCUGUUUCCUUCCCAUACAGCUGCACUCUGGCGCGCACAGGACACAACCAGGGCUUAACGCGCAGCAGCUGGCGCAGGUGGCCGCGGCAGCAGUGCUGGCGGGGGAGCUCUCGCUCUGCUCCGCACUCCCCCUCCGCCCCUCUUUCCCACUCCCCGUCUUCCCCCCUUCCUCUCUAUCCCCUCAAUGCUAAUCCUGCUGCCUCUCCCUCCCUCCCCCCGUGCCUCCCUCUUCCUCCGCUUCCCUCUCCCACAGGCAGCAGCGCUGGCCCUGCUUGGCGUGAAGGGCGCGUACAAGACAGAGCCAGGGCUGAACGAGCAACAGCUGGCGCGGGUGAUGGCGGCAGCAGUGCCUCAAACCCCUUCUCUUCUCCCCUCCGCUCCCGCUCACUCCCACAGGCAGCAGCGCUGGCCCUGCUGGGAGUAAAGGGCGCUCACAAGACAGAGCCAGGGCUGAAACGCGCAACAGCUGGCGCGGGUGAUGGCGGCAGCAGUGCCUCAAACCCCUUCUCUUCUCCCUUCCGCUCCCGCUCCCUCCCACAGGCAGCAGCGCUGGCCCUGCUAGGAGUGAAGGGCGCGCACAAGACAGAGCCAGGGCUGAACGCGCAGCAGCUGGCUCGGGUGGUGGCGGCAGCAGUGCUGGCGGGGGAGCUCUCGCUCUGCUCCGCCCUCGCCUCUGCUGAGCUGACUGGUGCUGCUACUGCUGGCGGUGCUGCUGCUGGUCCCUCUGCGGGUGCGGCUGUGUUCAGAGCUGCGGCGAGUGAGUCGGACUGCAGUGAGAGUGGGUCUAGUGGGGCAGCAGUGGGUCGCUGGAGGGGCUGUCUGACUGGUGCUGCUACUGCUGGCGGUGCUGCUGCUGGUCUGUCUGCGGGUGCGGCUGUGUUCAGGCCUGUGGCGAGUGAGUUGGACUGCAGUGAGAGUGGGUCUAGUGGGGCAGCAGUGGGUCGCUGGAGGGGCUGUGUAUGGCGGACAAGUGCUGAACUGAGCUGA
Closterium sp. Naga37s-1 is the source of this 1662-nucleotide messenger RNA. Lineage: Eukaryota; Viridiplantae; Streptophyta; Zygnematophyceae; Desmidiales; Closteriaceae. The record is from the annotation of a GenBank genome assembly.